ACGUCAUGGAAGAUGGUUACUGCACCCAGGUUCUGCUGGACGAAUUAAAGACCACGGAUACGGUGGCAGAUGCCACAGCUUCCAUGACAGCUGUCACCGGAGCCCCCACUGAAUCAGUAGCGGCAAUAUGUAUGUAUUUAAAAAAAAUUUUUUUUAUUGUUUUAAUUGAUUUGUUUGAAAAAAACCUUUUCAUAUAAAAUCUUCAUUCUGUCACAGAAGCUGUGUUAGGUGCCACAAAAGCCAGAAGCUGCCACUACCAAGCUGUGGCAGUUUCCGGCAGCCCCUGCAGCUAAUGGCAGGUGUGACAGGUGACACCUGAAGUGCUGCUACAGCUGAUACUGCCCCCAUUGGAGCUGGCUGUCUCUCCAAUGAACAUGUUAAGCAGAUGCUGAUGGUUAAAGAAGAAGCUCCUGAAAACCACAGAUCUGUUGCUGAGCUGCAUGACCCAAAGCCGCAGCAGAUAAAGGAGGAAGAGAAAGAAGUCUGCAUCAGUCUGGGGGCAGAGCAGCUCAACGGGAAGGAGGAGAUUGAUGUUACUCCUGUAAAGAGUGAGGAUGAAAUACAGUCCAUUCUGCUCUCACAGAAUCUUUAUGAAGAUAAAAUUAAAGACAGAGAUCUUCCAGAAGAGAAUGAUGAGGGAGAAUUCAUUAAGAUAGAAAAUCAUGAAGAUGGUUCCAUUUUCUCAAAGAUUGAAGUCAUUGUAAAAGAUGAAGAGGACGAUGAUGUACAAUUUCCUGUCUCUGAACCGAAUCAUUUGCCCGACUCUGGACUGAAAACGAAGGACGAGGACAAUGACUGGACAGAGAGUAGAGCCACCGAGUCAGAUGGAAACAUCUUUUCUGAGUUUGCUGAACAAUUUCUUCACCAUCACUCUAUUCAGAAAGACAUGACACAUUCAGAAAUAAGAUCUGCAGUCUCUAUGGGUAACAACAAAUGUUUUACAGAGAACAAAAAUGUGGACUCAGAAAGGAAAGUCCAGGCAGGAGAGACGUUUAGCUGUGAAGAUUGUGGUAAAACCUUUAUUAGAAAAUACAAUUUUAACAGACAUAAGCGAAUCCACACAGAGCAGAAAUCUUUCUGUUGUGAGCUUUGUGAAGAAAGAUUUAACCGUAAAUCAAGUUUAAAUUUGCACAUGAGAAUUCACACAGAAUACAAACCUUUCUGUUGUGAUCUUUGUGGACAAGGAUUGAGGCACAAGCGCAGUUUAAAUGCGCACAUGAGAAUCCACACAAAGCAGAAACCUUUCAGUUGUGAUCUUUGUGAACAAAGAUUUAACCGUAAAUCAAGUUUAAACACACACAUGAGAAUCCACACAGGACACAAACCCUUCUGUUGUGAUCUUUGUGGACAAAGCUUUCGCCAUAAAUCAAAUUUAAGUACACACGUGAGAAGCCACACAAGACAGCAACCUUUCUGUUGUGAUAUUUGUGGACAAAGACUUCGCUAUAAAUCAAGUCUAAGCAUACACAUGAGUAUUCACGCUGGACAGAGACCCUUCUGUUGUGAUCUUUGUGGACAAAGAUUCGUCAAUACGUCACAUUUAAACUCGCACAAGAGAAUCCACACAGGACUGAAACCUUUCUGUUGUGAUAUAUGUGGAAAAGGAUUUGCCCACAAACCACAUUUAAGUGCACACACGAGAAUCCAUACAGGACAGAAACCUUUCUGUUGUGAUUUAUGUGGUAGGAAGUUUAGUGAAAAAGGAAAGUUAAAGAGACACAUGAGAAUCCACACCUAAGGCAAAUAGCUCUGCUAGGAAUACUAAAACUGCACUACUGCUGUUGGCUGUGAAAUAUGUGUCAUUAAAGACAAUUGUAUUCACUUGGUUUCAGUAUGUUUGUAGCGGUAAAUUUAAAUAACAUUAAAUUAAUAGCUUGUGCUAUUCCCUGUUUUUCAUCUACAGUCCAAAUUGAGCUGUGUAUUUUCAUUGCAUGUAAAUAGUUUUGUUUAAGAGAAUCGGAUCACCUUUCUGUCAUUAAGAAAGGUGAGUUCAUGUGACCUUGAGUCAAGAGAUUAUCUGCUAAUCCUUGAACUAAAGCGAAUCACCAGCAAAACGAUGAUCCCAAACACAGCAGGAAAUCCCGAAAGAUUAUCCAAAGGGAAUUAAGGUACAGCAAUGGCCUAGUUAAAACCCACACCAAACCUUGGCUUUCUGAAUAAGAAAGCCGUUUCUAGUUACUGUUAUAUCCUGAGUUCAGCUUGAUUGUGAUGCAAUUAGUUUUGAUAUGUCUAUGAACCAAGUCUGUACGUUGUGUUGAUUUGAUUAAAUGUGUGGAUAGAAGCUUGACUUGUUCAUUUGGGUGAGAAAGGAAAAUUCAAUUGAAUAUACUUGAGCUUUUCUAAUUGAGUAACAUAAUUAAACCAUCGUCUUGAUUAUGUUGAAAUCAAUACAAUGAAGAUGCUUAGAUGCUUCUAGAUGUCAGUUUUGUAUUGCAUUUUAAGUAUAUCCAUAUUUAUUUCAAUAGUGAUUCAGUGGCAGUCACAGUUCAGUGUAAAAUACAUUUCUUUUUAAUAUUGUAGUAAAAAUAAAGCAGAGUACAUCAAAUGGCAUCUUUUUAAGGCAGCCGGCAUUCUCAGUCUACUAGUACAUUUUAUUUAAAAGGCGCCCUUCGUGGCAUAAAGAUCACCUUACAAAGACUAAAAAAAAGCAUAUGUAGAAAAAAAUGUAGAGUAAAAUGAUCAGUCAAAAUGCUUGUUUGAACAGAUGGGUUUUUAGGGAGGAUUUAAAGGGACAGUCCCAGAAAGACCUUUGGAGUGAGGGGUGACAUCAAAUUGUGGUGAAGCCUAUUUUGCUGUACGAGGGAGUUGUGUUGUACAUUUGCUAGGCACAUAUAGGUUGCAUAUUUACAGAAUGAUAAAGACUUUCCAUUUACAAAGGCGUGUUCAUCUACAGAUAUCAGGGUUUCCCACAGAAAACGUUCCCUGGGCUUUAGGGAGGCCUUCCAGCCAGCCGCCAUGGUUUUGAGUUAAAAAGUUUUUAAAGUUGACAGGAAAUUUGAAUAUAUUACUUGAUAGUUAUGCAUUUUUGGAAGGCUGGGAAGAUUACUACCUAAACACUACCUAUAAAGUCUAAAAAAAGGCUAUAAAAAACAAAAAACUAAGAUAAAUUAACAAUGCUAAGCCUGGUGGAGGUACAAGUAAAUCCUGGUGGCCCACCAGGCUUAUAAUACACCUGGAUAGUCAGAGUUUACCUGUUAUACAGGCAAACGGUGAGUGUGCCAGCCAUCCAGUAACUUCAUUCUUUUUAAAACUUAAUAUAAUUCACCAAUAUGAAAAACUUCACACUAAUUUAGUAAGAAAAAAAAUCUACAUCAUGGAUUUAUUGUUAUUGCUUGUAUUCAUGUUGCAUUUGUUGUAAAUUGACACUUUAAAGAAUUAAACUGUAUCAAGAAAAAUGUGAUUUUGCAUUACCACAUAUGCUAAUAAUGGGUGAAGUAACAUCAUAAAGAAUCAUGUUGGGCUUUUGUAAACUGUAAAAAGUAUGGACAGAGAUGCAUUUUUAAUAUAUCAUUUAUUUUAUUAAACAAAAUCUCAGUAAAAACUCUUUAUGAAAUAGAAAGCAAGAAUUCCCUGUCAGUAGUUCGCUGGCAGCUGCGGGGCCAUCCGGACUCCAUCAUCUCAUCUCCAACAAUCCUUGUUGUGAUUUCAACCACAGCUACAGAUCAGUUUCUUUUUAAAAUUCACUUCAAAAACAAACAAACAAAAAAAA
Xiphophorus couchianus (Monterrey platyfish) is the source of this 3709-nucleotide messenger RNA. RefSeq names its product zinc finger protein 664-like. Bases 386 to 1738 code for a protein of 450 amino acids. Gene Ontology annotation, biological process: regulation of transcription by RNA polymerase II. The transcript is spliced from 3 exons. The record is from RefSeq and is a predicted model, not a curated record. Gene Ontology annotation, molecular function: RNA polymerase II cis-regulatory region sequence-specific DNA binding; DNA-binding transcription factor activity, RNA polymerase II-specific. NCBI's taxonomy places the organism in Eukaryota, Metazoa, Chordata, Actinopteri, Cyprinodontiformes, Poeciliidae.